This is a messenger RNA of Tachyglossus aculeatus (Australian echidna), 2237 nucleotides long. RefSeq names its product fibroblast growth factor 12 (gene FGF12). NCBI's taxonomy places the organism in Eukaryota, Metazoa, Chordata, Mammalia, Monotremata, Tachyglossidae. Gene Ontology annotation, cellular component: cytoplasm. Gene Ontology annotation, biological process: positive regulation of gene expression; positive regulation of cell population proliferation; animal organ morphogenesis. Gene Ontology annotation, molecular function: fibroblast growth factor receptor binding; growth factor activity. The transcript has 5 exons. The coding region runs from base 1140 to 1871 and encodes 243 amino acids. The record is from RefSeq and is a predicted model, not a curated record.
ACGGUGUUCCCCAAGGCCGGGAAUCUCCCUCUUCUCCUGUCCCGACCUCCGCUGCACCGCUGGUGAUGGAUUAAGCGUCCAUCCUUGCCUCGCCCUUCGCAGCUGGAAACAGCUGCAUCCUCGGUGGGAAACCUGGUCCAUCGCAUCCCCCUCCUCCCCCAGUUUUGUUGGGUCUUUUUUUUUGGCCAAUAACCCCUUCCCGCCUUUUGGAAUUUACAGAAGCCGAGGCUGUCCGGAUCCCGCGCGGUGCAGAAAUAAAUACAAACGGGCAAAAUCGGGAAAGGGCUGUCCAGCGCUGAUGUGAGGGCUUAGAGGUGGAUCGUCUAGUCUUCCAGAAACCGGCCACAGAGAGUUAAUUCGCUGCCUUCUCGGUUUCCUCCUCUCGCCGUUGGUGGUUUGUUUUCUAUAGGCCCUUUUACUCACUUUCUAGGAUUUUAUACCCCGGACCCGCCGCACACCUCGUUCGUUUCCAUCGCUUUGUACACAGUUUUUUAUACCUGUACAAAUAUAUAUGUAUUUACAAAUCGAGAUCUCCACGGACAUCUGUUCUUAAACCCGGGGGACGAUUUUUUUUUAAAGAUUAUCAUUAUUAUGGACCCCCUCUACCUGCCGAGUUCGAUCAAGCUGAGUUUGCCAUCUCUCUCUCCCUUGCCCCCCAUCUGAGGUGGACCAGCUCGGCGCCAGGACCCGACGGACUAAGUGGUCAAAGUUUUGGGGAGUGUUUUUUUUUGGGGGGGGAGGACUCUGCUCCCAGGAGGUGAUUUGCCCAACCCAUUCCCCCCCCUCCCCUUUCCCGCUGGCGGCCGUGGAAGUUUACAUUUGGAUUUUUACACGUCCCGUCCCCUUCCCUUUGGCCCUAACCAGAGUCCCCUGCCUCCACCUCCAGAAAUUGAUCACUGCCUCCCUCCCCUUCGCCCUCUGGAUUGAGAGACACUUUCUUUAGCCUGGGCUGAUCUAGGAGGGACGGAGCCGAAAAAAACGAUCAAAGAGACACAUAUACGGAGACAUACACACACGCAGACACAAAAGCACACACACACACACACACGUCCCCACGUACCCGCACACGGCAGAGCAUCCUCUCCCUGCCCCGCCCCGGGGGCUGGGGGCUGGAGAAGGGUCCGGCCGGCUGACCGGCGAUGGCCGCGGCGAUAGCCAGCUCGUUGAUUCGACAGAAGCGACAGGCGAGGGAAUCCAACAGCGACCGGGUGUCGGCCUCCAAGCGCCGCUCCAGCCCCAGCAAAGACGGGCGCUCCCUCUGCGAGAGGCACGUCUUAGGGGUGUUCAGCAAAGUGCGCUUCUGCAGCGGCAGAAAGAGGCCCGUUAGGCGGAGACCAGAACCCCAGCUGAAAGGAAUUGUGACAAGGUUAUUCAGCCAGCAGGGAUAUUUCCUGCAGAUGCACCCAGAUGGUUCGAUUGACGGGACCAAGGACGAGAACAGUGACUACACCCUUUUCAAUCUAAUCCCUGUGGGUCUACGUGUGGUGGCAAUCCAGGGAGUGAAAGCCGGCCUCUAUGUGGCAAUGAAUGGUGAAGGCUAUCUCUACAGUUCAGAUGUUUUCACACCAGAGUGCAAAUUUAAGGAAUCUGUUUUUGAAAACUAUUAUGUCAUCUAUUCUUCCACACUCUACCGGCAACAGGAAUCUGGAAGAGCCUGGUUUCUGGGGCUCAAUAAAGAAGGUCAAAUUAUGAAGGGAAACAGAGUGAAGAAAACCAAACCCUCAUCACAUUUUGUACCCAAACCAAUUGAAGUGUGCAUGUACAGAGAGCCAUCACUGCAUGAAAUUGGAGAAAAACAAGGACGUUCAAGAAAAAGUUCAGGGACACCAACCAUGAAUGGCGGCAAAGUUGUGAAUCAAGAUUCAACAUAGCUGAGAACUCUUCCCUUAUCCCCUUUUCCAUCCCUACCCUUCUUUCUUCCUUUCCUUUUUCCCCAUUCUCUCCCAAUAAAUCCAUGAAGACAACAGUAAAGUGGCAAGGCAGGACCUAGUGGCUAAGAUCCUGAACUCAAAAUCUUUCUUUGUGUAGAACAAAGAAUUGGAACCUAUAUCUUGCCUGUUGAAACACUUUAGAAAGCAAACAUGCACACAUACAUAUAGGAAAUGAAGAAAAAAAUAAAUAAAUCAGGAUUCCAUUAACAUUUUAAGGCCAACUGUUUGCUCUGUGAUUAAAGGAAAAAAAUCUCUGCAUAUUAUAAUAAAGAUGUCACCUUUAAAAAAAGGUUUUGGAGAAUUGAA